AUGGAGGCUUUUGGUCUGAGGAGGACUCAGUCCCUGAGGGCUCUUUCUGGGCUUCAGGAAACUUCAUGGGUCAUGUCCCCUUCUGCAACCUGGAGCAGAAAGUCUGUCUCUCAGCUGGUGCAGCAUUACCAAAGCUGCUCCGACCUGACGAGUUCUGAGAAAUCAAAGCAAAAACUUGAGGUUUCUGAAAACUGUGUGGAUGGACCCUGGAGGUGGCUGGACAGCAGGGACAGCUCCCGUCUGUCCAGGAGCCGCUCCAUGGACGUCCUCCCUCAAAGAGAGCCCUCUGGCACCAGAGCUCUGUGUGCUUUGUUCGAGUCCAAGUCCACCCUGCAGCUGAAGAGGACCUCUACAGCCGGCAGUCAAACAGGGAGAGACUGGCCUCUGCAGGACUCAAGAAGUUACAACAGUCCUCUGAAAGAGACGCUGAGAACGACCCAGGUGGAUGGUCCAAAGGUCAACAGCCUCCCGAAGUGUCCCAGCAGAGCCUCCAGCCACACAGACGAUAGAGCGAGCAGAAGUGGCACCCAUUUAAGACAAACCAGAGACAAAAUAUCUGCUUGCUCCUCAGUGAGAGACAGAUUAGCUCUCUAUCUGUCCAGAACAGCAGCCACCGAGUCCACGGGAGGCUCGAUACACCCGGAAUUCACAGCUGCUCCAGGCAAAAAGUCUAAAAACAGCAAGAUGGCUGAUGCUGCCAGAAAAAUUACCAUCUCACAACCAGCUCACGAUGAAGACGACCUGCCCCUCCCUCCUCCUCCUCCUGUACCACCUCGACCCCUUAACUAUGAAGGGUCUUUGGUGUUAAGCAGCCUUCCUGUACCUCCACCUAAAGAAAGCUUCACCACGUUCUACCAGCAACGGCAGAAAAGUGAGCUGAAGAGGCUUUUCAAACACAUCCACCCUGACCUGCGGGCCAGUCUUGAUGAUGCAGUGGACGAUGAGAUAAUGAAAGCUGUUCAGUCAGAGAGCUCUCAGGCAGCAGAUGCAGCUUAUCAGGGUGAAGUGCAGUCCAUGAGGUGGAUCUUUGAGAACUGGACUCUGGAUAACAUUGGAGAUCCUCAUGAAACCAAAAAGCUUUUGCAUACUGAGGAGAUGAAAGGUGGAGAUGUCAGAAGCACCUCCUCAAAGUUCGAGUUUGUCAACAGCACGCAAUAUCUACCGAUUAGAAGCCAAACCUCUGUCAGAGGAGAUGUGAGAACAUCAACUUGGCUGUUUGAGACCCAGCCUUUAGAUCAUCUAAGUAAAUCCAGAGAGGAAGAGGGUGAACUGGUAGAAGCAGUUCUGAAGGAACCCACAAAGUCUGGGGAUGUGCGAGGGGCUCGGCUUCUCUUUGAGACAAAACCUCUGAGUGAUCUGGGGCGCUGCAACUCCAUUGAGGACUGCAGCAUUCUGAAACUGAAGUCUGAGCUUCAGGAGCAGAAAGGAGAUGUCCAGAAGACAGUGAAACUGUUCCAGACAGAACCGUGCUGUGCCAUCAGAGACAACAGUGGCAACAUCCACAAGAUUAAAUCGAUCUGUAGGGAGGAGAUCAACAGUGGCACAUUCAGCAACACCCGGUGGCUCUUUGAAACCCAGCCCUUGGACAUGAUCAACAAGGAAAGUGACAGAGUGAAAAUAAUUAGAGGUAUUUCUCUAGAAGAGGCACAGAAAGGAGGUUUUGACAAAAAGAGGUGGAUGUUUGAAACUCAGUCAUUUGACACAAUACAAGAGUAUGUUGGAGAAGACAUGUUUGAAGCAGGAGAGGCUGAUGUCAACAGAAAUAAAAUCUUGGAGACCCAACACAAGACACAUGACCUCACAAGAGGGGAUGUGAAGACUUCUCUGUGGCUGUUUGAAACUCAGCCCAUGGAAACUCUUAGUGAUAGUUAUGAAGUCGGGAGCCUGAAGAGAAUCACCAUUUCAGCUGAAGAACAAGGGCAAGUCCAAGGCAAAAAGCUCAUAUUUGAAAACGGUAAUUUUCAAACAAACACCUCAGUAAAAAAACAAGAAAUCGAAAAGGGCGAUGUGAAGGGAUUCAAGCAACUUUUUGAAACGAUUCCUUUGGGUGAAAUUACUCGUUUGGAAGAGGAGACAGUUGAGACAAAGGAUAGUACUGCUUCAGGUGUGAACAGAAAAUGUGACAAGGCAAUGCUUGAGACAACUCCUUUAUAUGCAAUAAAGGACAGCUUUGGAAAUCUCCAUGAGGUCACAACAGUCAGCCGAGAGGAAUUGGUUCAAGGAAAAGUCAAAAACUACAAGUGGAUGUUUGAGACCAAACCUUUAGAUCAAAUGACUGAUGGAAAAGGAAGCGUUGAAGUAAUCAAAGGCAUCACCAGACAGGAGGACACCACAGGUGACGUAAAAAUGGCAAAGUGGCUUUUUGAAACUCAGACAUUGGAUGGGAUCCACUGUAAGUUCAAUCAGACAGAGAAAAGCUCUGUUAUUACAGAUGAGUCUUGCAAAGGUGAUGUCCAGACCUGCAGAUGGCUCUUUGAAACACAGCCAGUGGAUAUGCUGUAUGAGAAAAUGGAAAAAGCCAAAGACAAAGAAUCUGUUGAUGCAAACGUCAAGUCUAUUACUUGGCUUUUUGAGUCUCAGCCAUUAGACAGCAUCAAAGAUGGUGAGCCAUACAGUUUGAAGCUGUGCAGUACAGCAAAGGAUUCUGUCAAGCCAGAGCUUAGUGUUCAAACAGUCAAACACAUUUUUGAAACAGAAACUUUGGACAGAAUCAAAGGAAAUUCAGAUUCAGAGCCAAACCUGCGAUACUUCAGUCAGGUCAGCCUCCAGACAGGAGAUGUCUCACGUGUCAAAGAACUUUUUGAGUCCCAAUCUCUUGAGGAAAUAGGGUCAGAAACCGUGAUGAUGUCAGAAGGGCAGAACCAAGACAAAUGCACUGAAGAAGGUUCAGUGCAUAAAUUCACAUGGAUGUUUGAGAACUGUCCCAUGAAUCAGAUCCACAAGGACCUCAAUGAAGUCAGUAAAGAGACAGUCAAUGUUAUUGAGAGAGGUGAUGUACAAAAUAAAAAGUUCAUAUUUGAAACCUCCUCACUAGACAAAAUCAUGCAGGACCCACUUGAGCAGAGGUCAGUCUCUGCAAAAGAAAAUAUGAGCAAUGCAGACGUGAGGUCCAGUACCAUGAUGUUUGAGUCUCUGCCUCUGUAUGCCAUCAGAGACAAAGAAGGCCAGUUUCAUGAAGUGACAACGGCAAGAAAAGAAGAAAUCAUGAGCGGAGAUGUAAGAGGGGCAAGGUGGAUGUUUGAGACUAAACCUCUCGAUGCCAUCAAGGAAGAGAAAGAAGUUUAUGUGAUUCGAGCAGUCACACAAGAAGAUGUCAAGAAAGGAAAUGUCAAAUCAGCCAGAUGGAGGUUUGAGACUCAACCUUUGGAUUCGUUUACUGAUCGAGAUGAACCUGCAGCUAUGGUUACCGAAGAAGGCUUUGGAGGCUGCAAUGUCCAGCUAACAAAACAGAUGUUUGAGUCUGAUCAAUCAGGCAAGAAGUUUGCGAGAAUGGUUAGUGUCACUGACGUGCAGCGAGGGGAUGUAAGGACCUCCACAUGGCUCUUUGAGAACCAGAUCCUUGAUAGCCUUAAAGGGGGGCCUCAGGAGCAGAGUCCAGUGAAGACAGUCCACAGGGAGGACAGUCAAAAGGGAGAUGUGAAACGCUGCACCUGGCUGUUUGAAUCUCAGUCUCUGGACAAAAUCAAGAAGGCUGAAGAAACAUCAGACCAACACGUGGAGGAGAUACCCAAAGCUGAUGUGAAGUGUACCACCUGGCUCUUUGAGACUACCCCCCUGGAUAAAAUCACUGCCAGCAGUGUGGCUGACACCCUUUCAUACUUGUAUGAAAUGAACUUUGUUCACUCAAGUGGCAUCAUAAUAGAAUCAAAUGAAGGAAAGAACGUUAAAAUGGCAAAAUAUUUGCUUGAAAGCAUUGAAGGUGUGCAAAUUGAGAAAGAGGAUAUUGUUGCUGGUAACAUUAGGAACAUCAUGUUACAACUUCUGCUCAAACCAACCAUCAAACCACAAAUUACUCUUCUGCGAGAAAUUGAAAAGAGUAAAGUGAACACCGCAGUCAUGGAGCUUCCGUCCUUCGAGUCCCAUAUCGACAUUGAGAGUGAUCAAAGAGUACAAAACAUUGUGCAAACAAUAGAUGAGCUGCUAGUUUAUGCAAUGGAUUUCAAAAAAGGAAUCAUAAUACAAGAAAUUGGAGAAGGAAAAGCAGAAAUGUCAGUUUAUUCACUCAUCUGCAAUAACGAAAUCAAAACUGGAAGUCAAAUUAUGGAAAGGGGAGAUGUAAAAACCACAAUUGGAAAUCUGAUGGCAACUGCUAAUAGUCAAAUAACUUCAACGAGAGUGGAUGUAAAUGAGAAGGGAAAUGUGAAUUUGUACAAGAGUUGCAUUGAGAAAGGAGAUUUGCAAUACCUGAAGAGCCUUCAUGCUGAGACAUUUGAAUGUGAGGCCGAUCACAGCAGUUUGGUGAAGGAGCAGGUCGAAACAAUUGAAGGCAGUGUGGAAGAAGCAAAGAGAAGCCUCUGUCAGCAAAAAGAGCAGGUUGAAAAAACUGUUUGUGAUGUUUUACCAGGAGAUGUCAAGAACACCAAAAAGGUUUUUUCCUCUGAGUGCUUCGUUAAUGUAGACAGCUCUAUUCCUAAAGAAGAAAUAAUCCCAGGAGAUGUCUCGUCAGCAAAGCAACAACUUGCUGUGAAGCAACCUUUAAUUGUGGACAAAGAGGACAUUGUACCUGGUGACAUCAAGGCAACAAUGGAAUCACUGGAACGUGCAAAGCAGCAGAGCCUGUUUGUGGAGCGGGAGGUUUUUAAACCUGGGACAAUCUAUGACAUCGACUUGUCAAGUCAAGAUCCUGUAGAAGAAGCAAGCCAAUCGCAGAAAGAAGUUAUUAUAUCUGGAAAUGUGAAAGCAGCUAAGAAAUCUCUUGAAAUGGCCAAGCAGCAAAGCCUUCAAGUUGAGCGGGAGGUCGUUGUUCCUGGAAAAAUAUACAACCUGGGAGUGUCAGCGCAAGAAGAGAGCUCCUCCACUAUGGAACCGCCUACAAGUCUAUCCUCGUCCAGGUGCCAGCCCGUCAAGAGUAAUCUAAAGGUCAGUAAUGCAGAGAAGGAGCAGGAAAGCCAAGCUUCCUUUGAGACUGCAGCUGUAGUCAGAAAUGGUCCUGUACGAUCAACACAACCUUUUAUUAGCUGUGAUUUUAACAGUCAGGCUAUUAAAGAUGAAAUAGAAGAAGUUGUUAGAGGAGAUGUGAAAGCAACAAUUAGGUCUCUCCAAAGUGCAGCAACAGAGCAAAGGUUUAUAGAUAAAGAAAAUGUUGUUAGAGGAAAUGUGCAAUUUGCUUUAGAAUCCCUUGAGAAGUCUAGUGUUAACAUAUCUAAAGGAGACUUCAAAGCUGCCAUGAUAUACAGAAAUUCAGGCAGGGCUUGUUCAGGAAGGAGCAAGACUGUUCACGAUCAGUGUGUUGUGGUGUCUGUACCUCCAUCUGACACAAAACUGUCUCCUUCAAUUUCAGUAACCUGUGAAGGACAGCAAAGCGUCUCAACACAGAUUUCAGCCCCCAGCCCUGUAGCAAAUGGAAACUAUAAAUCUCCCAGCCUUGACAAAGUAACUUCGCCCCCACUCCUAGAAAAGAAGGAGCAGAAGCCAGCUUUACCUCCGAAGCCACAGUGGAUGAAAUGUGUCUCUAUGGAAGGACCAGUCACCUCACCAGUACCAAGUCCUAAAGUUACCUGCCUGGUUGAACAUGACAUUAAUGCAGGGACGCCUCCAAAACAAAACCAACAGCUUCAUGCACACUCAAAAGACAAACAACGAGAAGUUACAACGCAUGGCAAAAACACAAGAGAGCAUUUGCACGAGACCUUCCAACAAAGUUCUGUUGAUGAAUCUGUGCAAGGCUCAAAUAAGUCAAACGAAAAUCUGACAAUUAACAUUCAGGAAGAUAAGAAACAAAUUAAAACACUUACAGAGAAGAAAUCAAAUGUCCACCUUUGUAGUGACAAAGUGGAAAUGGAAAGAAAUGUGAUCCAGAAAAUAAAUGCAGCUGAAGAGAUACAGACGUGUGUGAAGAAUUAUGCAGAAGAUGGGAACCGUGAGAUGAAUGUGAGCUUGCAGACCACCUUGCAAAACUUUGAAAGAAAAGACAGAGAGGCUUUGGAUGGAAGAACUUUACCAUCAAAGAAGGUAAAAGUGGUUUAUGACAACAGGCAAAGUGACAAAGCCCCUGCUCAACAGUACAAACACAAUCCUGACCCUCCAAAAGUCCAACACGGCUCCGGAGAAAACAAACAAGACUUUGCAGAUAAAGUUGUUCUGAGAGAGAAGAAAGUUCGAGAAACAGAAGAAGAAAGAAGACAAAGACUUUCUGUCCACAAGGAUGAGAUCAUGAAAGGAAAUGUCCAGGCAGCCAUGGAAAUCUUUGAUAACUUAAGGAAACGAGAAGAACUGAAAGGAAUUUUGUCCCAGGUGCAGGAGAUAGAAGGAGAGGCCUGCAGUGUGGACUCUAGCUCCAUGAAGACUUUGUAUGAGAACGUUCCUACUUGGAUGGUUACACCUGGAAGAACUGCAAAGAAAUGUAAAAAGGAGGAAAAGAAAAUUGAAGUAUCAUCACAGGACGAUGACCUCGAAAGCAUCUCCUCUGUUGAAAUGGCUUUUGAAGAUCUUGAGAAAGCAAGCAAGGAGAUAAUGAAGCUGAAGGAACAGACUUUGGCCAAGCUGGUAGAUAUUGAAGAAACAAUCAAAAAGGCUUUGUACUCUGUGUCCAAUCUAAAGUCUGAGGCAGACAUUGCUGGUUUGUCGGGACUGUUUGAUGAAUCUUUGAAAUCCGAGCAAAGUCUUCAACCUGCCGGUAACAUCAGGAAGAUCAGUAUUGUGUCGAGCAAAAGCAAACUGGGUUCCACCAACGAGACAAGAGGCGUGGACUCAAAUCUUUCUAAAAGAGAAGUGCUAAAACAAGCCAACAAUAAAUCCCUCAUUAGACAGUCUUCAUCUCAGAGUUCCCCAUCUUUCAUCUCCAUUCACUCUUCAAGAAAGCCAACUGAACCACUAAAGCCAACCAUGUCAACCUUCAAACCAAAUCCGGAGGAAGAAUCCUCAAAACAAAGUCUCAUUCCUGAGCGCAAAGUCAGUGUGCUGGAGGUGCAAGCUGUUCCAGAGCAGCACCCCGAAAUAACUGGCACCAAGACGGUCAGUGAAACGUAUGAGGAGAGUGAUGCCUUUGGCAAUGUGUUUGUCUCUUCCACAACUUCCACGUUUAUCACUAAUCACUCCGACAGGAAACCAUCCGCUGUGUUCAGAGCAGCCGGAGGUCCAACCAGAUACGAAGUCAUGACGUCUCCUUUACUGCAAAGAUCAGAGCGUCUUUUCGAAGAUAAAGUGUCGAGCAGCACACAGGGGGAAGGAGAGGUGUUUGUGACGUUUGGAAAAACAAAAGAAAAGCAAAAAUAAGUCACCCAUCA
This is a messenger RNA of Nematolebias whitei (Rio pearlfish), 7445 nucleotides long. It is a transcript of the gene xirp1, whose product is annotated as xin actin binding repeat containing 1. The transcript has 7 exons. Lineage: Eukaryota; Metazoa; Chordata; Actinopteri; Cyprinodontiformes; Rivulidae. Gene Ontology annotation, cellular component: focal adhesion; stress fiber. Gene Ontology annotation, molecular function: actin filament binding. Gene Ontology annotation, biological process: actin cytoskeleton organization; actin filament organization. The record is from RefSeq and is a predicted model, not a curated record. The coding region runs from base 1 to 7434 and encodes 2477 amino acids.